AUGAAAAUAUUUUGGUUUCCAGAAUAUUUCUCGUUAUGGAUAGUCAUUACCUUGGUGUGUGGUGCUCCAAAUGACAUAGAAUCUAACGGUACACAGGAUUCUCGACCUGAAGUCAGUAAUCAUGAGGAAAACACAUCUGUUAGUCAGGACCAAAUCCUCCAAGAACCAGAAAUAAGUCCCGGAUCUGUUCCCUCAAAACUCGUAACAGUCGACCUUGAUAUAACUAAAAGUACCGAUGAUUUCGAAUUUAUCAGAACGGGUUAUUAUUCUACGUACACGCCCAAAUUCAAUAAUCUAUUCAAUAAAAUAGUAAUGAGUGUGCCUUUCGCCUCCCCGGUGGUUAUUUGGGAAGCCAACGAUGUUAAAGAGUACGCAAACGAAGUUUAUUGUAUUCGUAUUGGCGGGCUAGCACUUUUAUAUUUCUUGACAGUGCACAUGAUCAACGGUGAUACAAAGUGGUUUAAGAAAAAUAUUUUCGGUACUGGAUGGAAAAUCGGGACAAUUCCAUUUGAAAUUGAACUUUACACAGAUGACGGUGAUGGAAACAAAGUGGAGAUGGAUCCAAGUUCUUAUAAUAUUAAUCAAUCAUUAGGGGUUAAAUUAUACUAUUAUUACUCAUUUGGGCCAGAUUCAAAGUGUUCAGAGUUAAAACACAAAGGGUUUACAGUUUGGAAGCACCAAGGUAAUGGGCCCUAUCCCAAGUCCAUUUUAUACAUGAACACACGUUUACUUAGUAUCUCACUUACCAAUUUUAAAACGGCAAUCACAUAUAAAAUUUGGUUCACUGAUGAUUCCUGCGUCAGAUAUAUUUUAGAAAAUAAUGCUUGGAAACAAAUAGAAUGUGAACAACAAUCUGCAAGUCCAAGUGUGCAGGAAGCUUUAGUUUCGGAUAAAUUAGUUUCACUAGAUAUUGAAUCAAAUGAGGAAACUGAUUCUUUUCAAUACGAGUUUUGUUAUUUUUGUGAUUCCCGUUAUGGGAGGUUUAGGAUAUAUACAUCAAAAAAGGGAUUUAAAUUCAGUUCCGUUAAGGAACACGAUUCUGUUAUCUGGGAUAAUUCUGAAGAUCCAUCAGAAUUAUCUAAUAUGGUAGUUACCCAGUCUGUUGGAAGGGACAAAUUGACAUCAAAACAAGUAAUUGUUCAUACUAAUAAAGACAACAAGCUUUUUUACAGAGAAAAUGAAGGGGAUUUAUGGAGUCACGGAAACUGCAUAUUUGUAACCAAUGUUCCUGGAUUUAAAGUUUUAACAUUAAAUGAUGAUGGAUCAACCAGCCAAAACAAUUAUAACAACUAUCUUAUUCAAAAACAGAAUGUUUUAAUUAAUUACAUAUUCAAACCUAGCGUAAAGUGCGUUGAAAUCAAGUUUGAUGAUGACACCGUCUGGAAGUACAGUGAGAGCGAGCAUGGACAUAAUUUUCCGACAAAAAUUUCCGUAAAUAAUGAGACCAAGGGUGUGCGGAUCUUUAUAAAUAAUAUAAUGUACAUUUACAACUUACAAAACGGUGAAUGGAAGUUAGUAUUCGAAGGUCCUGUUAAAAGAUCUAUAACUUAUCCAAGAUCUUAUGAAGCGAGUACAUUUGGUCUUUGUUUGGCUGAUGAUUUAACCAGAUUAUUAUUUCCUCAUUCACAAUCUUUUGGUUAAUGCCUUUAGGUUAUUUGAUUUAAGCUCAACAAAGAUCUCUAAACUUAAUUUUCUGUUUAUUUUAAA
Theileria parva strain Muguga is the source of this 1707-nucleotide messenger RNA. RefSeq lists its product as uncharacterized. Lineage: Eukaryota; Apicomplexa; Aconoidasida; Piroplasmida; Theileriidae. The record is from RefSeq and is a predicted model, not a curated record. The coding region runs from base 1 to 1641 and encodes 546 amino acids. The transcript has a single exon.